This is a messenger RNA of Contarinia nasturtii (swede midge), 4045 nucleotides long. RefSeq lists its product as uncharacterized. The coding region runs from base 167 to 3907 and encodes 1246 amino acids. The transcript is spliced from 18 exons. The record is from RefSeq and is a predicted model, not a curated record. Lineage: Eukaryota; Metazoa; Arthropoda; Insecta; Diptera; Cecidomyiidae.
UUCACUUUCAUUGCAAUCACAAAUGAAGCUGAAUGUAGAGCACUUAUAUUCAGUAAAUUGUUUGUUUCUUUUGUCUCAUUCUUUAGUUUGUGUUCGAAUUUACGUGAUUAGAAAUCAGUUGUGUGCGUGAGUGUUGUUUUUCCAAACAAAAAAAAAAGCGAGAAGAAUGCAUUUGCCGCAAAAUCCUGUGAUGGCACCAUCGCUUUUAGUGAUGUUGAUGAUAUUACACAGUUGUAAUUCGUCACCUUAUUCACAACUUACAGAUGUCGAUAUUGCAAUCAAGAAAUUUAUAAGUAAUGAGCAACGCUGGUGGAGUGAUAUCAAUGCAUCGACCAAUCAAACCGUGAUAAAUGCAACGCUCGAGAAAUUGUAUAAAGAUUUGGAUGUCACAUUAAAUCUGGCUGAUGUUGGAAGUGUUGGUGUUGUGACCACCAUAAAUCCCGAAUUGGCCGAAAAAAUCGAAAACAUCAAACGCACACAACGUCAAUCGACCAAAUGGUUAACGGAGAAAAAUUAUCAAUAUGCACUUACCAAUUGUGAUCACAUUUUACAAACCAUACCGAAUACAUUGAGUGAAGUGUUUGAUCUUACAAAAAGGCCCGAUUUUUUAGCCUAUUUACGAGAUAAUUCCGAUUUUUGUCAAACAAAUAAACGAUUCGUGACGGCUGGCGUUGAGGAUCUUAAUCUUCAGAAUGUGGUCAUGGACUUUUACAUUACCGUUGCCGAAACACUGACCAAAGGUUAUAUGACAUCACAAAUGGCAUACAUGGUUCAAGGUGCAAAGGCACAAGGAAAAAAAUAUCAACGCAAAUCGACCGAAUUACAACAAACAUUCAAUUCACAAUAUCAAACGCUUGAGAUGAAUGUUCGAUCGAUUGUACAGAAUUUUAGUGGGGAAAUUUGGAAUUGCGACGACUUUUCAAAGGAAUAUUCGUAUGCCGAAAUUACAAACUUUAUCCAAGGCUACGUUGACAACGAAGUGAAUUUCAAUCAAGAUGGAACAUGUCGAAAGACAUGCUCGGAUUAUCAACAAGUUGAAUACCAUGUGUGCCGAAAUCACACUCUCUGCAUUCUUAAUUAUUUGGAUAAAAAUAAAACACGUUGUGAUGGUGAAAUUCGAUCAUGUCGGUUCAUUGAAUCGGAUAUGACAGUGUGUCCAAAUGAGGAUGAUCAACAGAUGACACGUCGUUAUAACUAUAUUCGUUAUAACAGUGGUUUAAUGCUCGGACAGCCGCAACACUGUCAAAAUGAAGUGAAAGCAAAAUCAUGGAUUCGAUGGUUUGUGUCGUGCAGCUACUGCUUUUGCUACUGCGAUCAUGAAAAUCAAUAUUCGGAUCGGUUUUUCUCGUUAAGAGAAGCGGUUAGCGAUAUUGAACGAAAUAAAGUUGUAACUGGCAUUCGAUUGUUUAAGAGAGAUCGUGUCAUUCAUCUAUUCAUUUCACAACGAACGAUUGGAAGAAAUGGCAAGAUUGAUGAAUCAAGUAGCUCAGAUGAUGCCGACUAUCUGGGUGACUAUAAUUUUGUAAUUGGAGAAGGUCAACCAGACAUCGAUUACCAUCGAUUGACUUGGAAUAGUCGUGGAAUUGAAUUGGACACAAUACGAGCACAAAAAGAUGAAGUUGUCACUGGUGUUCGAUUCCGAAUUCAAAAUAAUCGGAUACGCUUUGAAAUUCGUACGACACCUUAUAAUAGAGAAAACGGACUUUUAUCACGUGAAAGCAAGAGAACGGUUUGGCGUGGAAAUAACUAUCACGAUAAAGAGAAAAUACCAAAUGAUGAUCUUGAUGUGCCAACACGUUCACCGAAAAAAUCGAAACGUGAUCGAAGCCAAAACAAAUAUAUUGAAUUCACGCCAACCGAUAUUUACAAAGAUAUUGCACAAACAACCGUGCCGUUCAUCGAUACGCAACCGGUCGAAGCGAAAAUCCCAAAACCAUUACGUGGAGCUGGCUUAUACUACAAAACGACGCCUGGUUACGGUGGUUUUAUUGGACCAUUAAUUAUACUCCACGAUGAUUACGCGUCCAACAAGCAUUUUAUUUGGUUUGGCGUAUUUUUAUUGCUGACGAAUGUGCUUGGCGAUCAACAAAUUCUCAUUGAUAAAUUCACCAGUGAAUAUUUUCCGAAAGAAAAAGCAUUAUGGAAAAAAAUCGAUACACAGCUCAUAUUGCUGGAUCGUGGCAGUUUACUCAAUGAAAUCUAUCGCGAGCAUUCACGUAUACUAAGUGAUUUUGGUGAAAAUAAUGAAUUCGGUGAAAUUAAAGUGUUGAAAAGUUUAGGCGUGCAGAAAUAUAGUAGACUCAUCAGCACCGUACAAACGAUUACUUCAAAUGUGAAAAAUAUUAAAGAGCAUUUGGCUAAAGCUGAAUACACCAAACUAGUUGAUUUGGCCAAAAAUGCCGCUAACCAAAUACAAAACUCGGCCAAUGACUUACAUAAUAUCAUCGGAAAACGAUCGUUUUGGAUUGAUUUAGUUGAUGGCAAUGGCGAAUCGUGCCUAUUGGGCGAUGUAAGAAACAGCAAUGAACUGGUUUUUGACGUAUACAAAGAGCUAUCGGCGAUCUCACUGGAAAGUUACAUUAAUCUUCAAUUGACGCACAUGAUUUUAAAAGUGACCCAAGAAGGCGGUGUCACACAACUCAGAGCAGAUGAUGUGCGAAAAACAUUCUACGAUGGUUAUGUUCAAACGCAAAAUACGGUGAAAGAUGUUUUGAAAACUGUUAGCAGCAAAAAGUGGAUUUGUGAUAAGCGAAAUUUUCCAAUCAUCUAUCAUCAAAUUAACCGGUUCAUCCAGGGCUAUGUUGAAAAUGAAAUCAAUUUGAAUGGUGAGCAAAGCUGCAGCCAACACUGUUCCGACUAUAAAAAUGCGCACAGUUUUGGUUGUGCCGAAGGUACAUUGUGCGCUGAAUCACACAUCGAUCAGGCUAGCACACUAUGCAAAGGAACAAUUUACAAUUGUGCUGCCAUGGAUGACGAGCUUACUGUUUGUCCGUCGUUACAAAAACUGAGUACACGACGAUAUGACUACGUACGCUCUUCAAAUGGGAAAACCUUUGGAAAAUACGAUAACUGUUUACAAACGGCUCGAGUUAGAUCGUGGAGAAAAUCUAUCUGGCUAAAUAAGUGUUCAAAUUGUUUCUGCUACUGUGAUGAGCGCAGCGAUAAAUCGGAUCGAUAUUUUAGCUUGCAUGAUGUCACCGCAAACAUUCAGGAAAAUCGAAUCGUGACAGGUGUUGCAAUCACGAAACGCAACCGAAUGAUACAAUUUCUCAUCGGUGAAAGUAUAUUAUUGCCAUACGGAAAACUUAAUACGACAAUUACACACGAAACCGGCGACUUAAAUGUCAAUAAUCGAUAUGUUGGCCAUCCGGAGUUUAGCAUUGAUAGCAACGAUGUUCGAAAUGGCAUUGACUUCCAUACACUUACUUACGAAAAGCGAUCGAUUAACUUAGAUUCGGUUUUGGCACCGGCUGGUAAACUCGUCACUGGUGUGAGAUUCCAUGUUUUAGACGACGGUGUAUUGACAAUUCAAAUUCGUUGCACUGAUUUCGAUUAUCAAACGGGCAAAUUGAAAAAUCUGGACAAAAGCAUUUGGAUUCAUAACGACGUAAAACUACACAGGGAAAUACUUUUGGAUGAACCCGACCACCCGAUUCGUGGCACCAGACCCUUAGAGCCUGAUUGGACACCAAAUCAAUUCAUUAAAUUUCAACCAAGCGAUAUUGGUAAAGAUGCAGCACAAGUGACGGUCCCCUUUUUGGAUGGCACAUUUGUCGAGGGGAUUUCCACACUAUUGACUGGCAUCGGUCUCUAUUAUAAAGGACAACCGCACUUCGGCGGAGCUAUUGCGCCAUAUUUGGUUGCCUUCGACUUUGGAUCAUUGAUAAAUCCAAUUCAAAAUGUUUAAACAAAACAACUCAAAUUGUAAUCAUUUCUUAGAAUUGUUAUUGAGAGAAUUCAAUUUCCGUUAUGAGGCAUGUGGCAAAAUUAAAAAAAUAAAAUAAAAUAGACAAAUACCAAGCAAACAAACAACAUCAUUUUUAAU